This is a messenger RNA of Schistocerca nitens (vagrant locust), 2036 nucleotides long. RefSeq lists its product as uncharacterized. Gene Ontology annotation, molecular function: RNA binding; protein binding. The record is from RefSeq and is a predicted model, not a curated record. NCBI's taxonomy places the organism in Eukaryota, Metazoa, Arthropoda, Insecta, Orthoptera, Acrididae. Bases 432 to 1289 code for a protein of 285 amino acids. The transcript has 7 exons.
AAUGAAUAAUUCGUGACCUGAAAUGAUUCAGCUGCAUCUAUUUUCAUCAACAAUGAAAUAACGUGUUUUUCCAUGUCUCAGUUAAUUACUGAGAUGGUAUCAGUGAUCUCGCUAAAGUACUAGCACCGGAGCAAACAUUGGGUGGUAUCCAAUUGUGCCCCUUGGGAGUAAUAAGAUUUUGAAAAUCACCCAUUUGUUAUGCAGAACUGUCGGUAUAGUAUAGCAAUUACGUUGGCCAAGGAUCAAUUUACAGUGAUACAGAUUUUGUUUAUUACAAUAUUCCGUCAAGACGGCAAUUUUAAUUUCAUAAAUUAUUAGUUUCCGCUGUUAUCAUCAGAUUCAACUUUACAUGCUUAGAUUCGGUUAAGUUAUAUCCUGCCCGAUGCUGACAUCCAUACCAUAGUGAAGUGUAACACUGAUGACAGAUAGUAAUGGAGAGCCUUGAAGAGAUGGGAAAGAAAGCAUACCAGAAACAAGUUUUUGAAUUGUAUCGUGAAGCCAUAGAUAUCUAUUCUGUGGCUAUAAAGAAACAUGGGGAAGAUAAACGGUUUUUAAAUAACAGAUGCAUGUGCUACAUCAAACUUAAGGACUAUACGAAUGCAAUGAAGGAUGCUGAUAAAUUAGUUAAAUAUCAUCCCAAAUACAAAAAAUCAUUUUAUCGUCAAGGUGAAAUCAUGAAAUUGUUGAAGCGGUACCCGUUAGCAGAGACAGCAUUUCUUGAGGUUUUAAAACUAGACCCUUCUUGUGAAGAGGCUCGUCAACAGUUACUGGAAACACAAAUUUUAGAGAUAUGUUCAAACCAUCCAUUUACGGAGCUUCAGGCUGCUGAUGCACUUAAUGCAACAGGGACAGUUGAGGAUGCUGUAGCAUUGCUGAAGUUAGGGGAAUUUGAUAUUUCCUGCUACGACACUGACUUACAGGAUGAUGAUGUGUACCACUCUGAUGAUGAAACUCCAGUGUCCACUGUCACCGAGAAUAAGGCAUAUGAUCCACUGACAGACCCUUCUAAUCCAUUCGGGAGCUGUACAUUAUGGAUUGGUAACAUAACUGCAGCAGUAACUGAAAAGAUGCUAAAGGAAUUAUUUUCUAAGCAUGGAACUAUACUCAGUGUCCACGUGUACCCAGAAAGAACUUGUGCGUUUAUUAACUACAAAGACUGCAGUUCUCCUGGGAAAGCUAUGAAGGCUAUGCAGGGGCGUACAAUUGCAGGAAAGGAAAUACUUAUAAAAUUUCCAGACAGGGUAGCCAAUAAUGCAGCAGAAGCAGCCACUCACAAGAAGAAACGUUAAUUAAGUUCUCCAAGUUCUGUGAAUACAAACAUUUUAAGUCAAUGUUGUGAACUGUACUGUAGGAAGAGUGAAACUUUCUUGAUAUGUCAACAGAUCCUGUUUUGGAGAAGUAACAUAAUUGAGUGUUAAUCUCCUUAUUUGAGGACAGUAAUGGAGAUAACAGUGAAGUGGGUAAUGUACUUGAAAUGGGACCAAGACAACUCAGAUUUGAGGUUUGAGGUGUGAAGUGACAAUGUCCCAUGUUGCAGGAGAUUGUAAUAUAUAUGGAUUGUUGAAUUUUUUUUUUUUUUUUUUCGUGGAAUAAGUAUAUUACAAAGCUGUAAAAAUCAAUCUCAGGACACCAGUCUCCACUUAUGAAGGCUGGGGAAGGAAGUGUCAUUCUGAUGGAUACUGGACUGCAUGAGACUACAUGGAAAGGAAUUAGCAGAUACAGCUGUGAAGAAGGCAUGUAGCGAUAAUCAGGUUGUUCAUUGUGCCAUCUGUUUCCAUGCUAUCACAUCACUCUUGAGGUACAAAGGCAAGUGUAGAUGGAAAGAAGAAGGGCUGGAAGUGACAGACAGUAAAUUGUGACCAGUAAAGUCAGUAAAAGUGGCUAUGGCAUACCUCCUUCCAGCCACAAAGAGAUGAGACUCUUCUCACUCAUCUACACAUUCAUAGAAACAAUGUUCAGAUCUAAAUUAUCUACUACUGACAAAAGUCUGAAUGUUUGCUGUUUUGAUUAGUUCAUUAAAGAAAUAUCCUUAUUAA